Messenger RNA from Culex quinquefasciatus (southern house mosquito), 2784 nucleotides. RefSeq lists its product as uncharacterized. Lineage: Eukaryota; Metazoa; Arthropoda; Insecta; Diptera; Culicidae. The record is from RefSeq and is a predicted model, not a curated record. The transcript has 5 exons. Bases 841 to 2169 code for a protein of 442 amino acids.
UCGAGCCAGUUUGGUUGAUGUCGCGCUCCGGAACGGUCACACACGCGGUGUUCCGUUUGUUUCGUCCUGUCCCAUCCCGGCUGGACAUUCACGCACUUUGACCUGGACGUCGCGUGUGAUUUUGUUACGUUGGUCCACAUCGGUGGGGCAAUAUAUCAACCAACACAACAAAUAACCGCUGCUCUCCGGUGAACGUUGUUGGAAAAGGUAAAGGAAAAACCCCCCUUUUUGGGUUGGGGAAAUGUGCACGAAGGAAAAGAGGAAAACUAGUGUGUGUGUGAACCGUUGUGGGUUUCCCUUUUGGGAUUGUGCGACAGUUUCCAGGAUUCUAUUUUUGGUGCAUCGCGUUGUGGCGUCUCGUCUGGAACAAUCGAAUCGAGCCAUUGAAUCGAUUUUAAUCGAGAGCAGUUUUUCCCCUUCUCGCACACACACGCCAAAGGGAAAUUGAAUACUCAUGAGGAAGAGGAGGAGGAAAAAAAAGAGCUGCGAGAAAGGAAUUUAAAUUAAAAAGUGAUAUCAACCUGAAUGCUCAAUGUAUCCGGGUGACAAGGCUGGCAGCAGUCCUGAAAGACAAUCAUUAACAAUAUAACAUUUUUUCAAAAGGAAAACGACAAAGAAAAAAAGUCUAAUCCUAUCGCAGCAGUGAAGAAGACACAGUGACAACAAAAGUAAACAUGUGCACCAAACUCAGCAAACCUACCCCACCCCACGGUAGCUAGAGGUUUCAACCCACCGAAUAACCACCGCGCGUGAACCACCCACAAAAGCCAACCCACAGCAGUAAACAACACAACAUCACCCCCGACAUAACAGCAAAAUAAUAGCAGCAGAACCAGACAAAUGUACGCCAGGGUGGUACCAACGAAAGAGAACCAAAGCUUUAGUGUGGCCUGCAAUGACUGGUCGGGGUUGGUUGUUAAGGGCAGUACAAGAGGAGGAGGAGAAAGAAACGGACGGCGGCGGAGAAGCAGAUCAAGAACAACAGAAAGGACGACGACGCCGGUGCUGGUGGAUGCAAAAUUUAAUUUAAUACCGAACAAAGCACCGCGAGCAACGAGUACGGCCAGAAACAGCUGGAUCAGCACAAGUAGCAGCAGCAGGAGUCGAGGCAUAACGAUGAGGAACUUCAUCGGAAUGCUUUUGGGAUUACUUACAAUAUCAGAAUCCCUUGCGCUGCGUCUAACUACCGUCCGCAUCCCAACGUACAAGAUGCGCGGAGAAUCGGCCCUGCUCGAGUGCCAGUACGAACUCAACGCUCGCCAGCAGUCCCACAGCGGUCGUGGUCACCACAGCGGCGGCGGCAGCCACAACCAACAUCACCAAUCGUCACGUGGCCGUACGCGAAACGACUCCUCCGGGGGUUUCAAGUACGCGUACCACGACGAUUAUUACGCAGACACCGACGGCGGCGGCGGCGGCACUGAAGAGCGGUUGUAUUCCAUCAAGUGGUACAAGGACAACGAAGAGUUCUACCGGUACGUGCCGUCGGCCGUGCAGCCCAUCAAGAGCUACAAAAUCGACGGCAUUCGGGUCGAUCCAAACCACUCGGACGGCUCGAAGGUCCAGCUGCGGGGGUUGACCCUCAAAUCGUCCGGCGUGUACCGGUGCGAGAUAUCGGCCGAGGCGCCCAACUUCGACUCGGUCCAAGGUGAAGGCCGAAUGGAUGUGAUAUAUGUCCCCCGGGAAGGGCCGCACAUCAACGGCAGCGAACGGAGGUCGUACCACAUCGGCGAAACGAUAGAACUCAACUGUACCUCCGGCCGGUCCUAUCCGGCGUCGACGCUCCAGUGGCACCUCAACGACCAGCCCGUCACGGACCCGGCCAGCAUCGUGCAGUACCCGCGGGUGGUCAAUCAGCACGGGUUGAUUACGAGCUACCUCGGGCUCAGCAUGGUGGUCCAGCCCCAGCACUACAUCGACGGCCUGAUGCGGAUCAAAUGCGUGGCCAGUCUGUCGCCGGUGCUGUGGCGGAACGGCAAGGAAAGCAUCGUCCAGUGGGAACAACCCGGUCUCGAUAAUCGAGUGGCCAUGCUGCUCGUGAAAAGUGGCUCACCUCGCUGGCUGGUCAGCAUGACACUGCUGGUUCUCUGCAUCGUCGGUGUUUCCCUCGCAACCAUCAUCAGUCAGGGACACCACCGCCACCUUCUUCAGCUGAUGGAAAAGCAGUAGCGCGGCCAUGACACCAAGAGGACGGCGCCAACUUGAGCAACGAACACCACCCAGCCAGCCAACCAGCAAUUCCAGUGCUAGAGUUGAAAUUAUGAGACACUCUCCGGUGACGCAGGGAAGCCCGCGACAAAAAAACGAAAGGACGAAAGUUUUGCGAAACUAUAUCAAAAGUAGUGCUAGUAGGACGGGUGAGUGAAAGAGAAAGAGCGAGAGCGAAAUAUCUUAAGCUAAGGGGAGACACUUGAGAAAGUAUAAAUAUUGUAUUUAACGAGCUAGAGCGAAAAACGCCACGAACGAAAGAGAGAUGGCAGUGAUUUACUUGAUUGUAUUUAUAGCCGAGACCGUUGACAGCGAAGGAAAAUAGCUUCUUCCAAGUUUAGUUUUGUGAUUAAGUUUUUGUUCCGUUUUUGUAGCAGCAACAGCAGCAGAAGCUUCAAAAGUGUCGAGGGAAGCUCUGUAGAAAAUUGUGAAUUAAAACUGCACUGUACAUACAACUAGGGGCAAUUUUCGCAGUAGGACGUUGAAAGAUCAACAGAGUGAUUGUAAAUUUACUAAUUUUGUACAUAAAAGUUAGCUGGGAAUAAUUACUAGAAUAAAAUUUCCGCUUGAACCUAU